AUGGUCAAUAAGAAGCUGAUGGCGUGCCAGCCGUUUUUCGUCAAACCAGUAGGUGAACAAUUGGCUCGUGAGUUGGGCUUGAUGGGAAGGAUGUAUGUCGACUGUGAUGAAGAGGAUGAUUUAUACAAACCCAGCGCGACGAUCGUCUUUAGGCCCAUUUUCACCCUCACUUGCGAGCAUUUCCGAAAGACAUCCCCCCCGACACCCCGUCAAUCAUUCCCGACCAGCGCCACGACUCAACGACACCUGUCCCUGUCCGUGGCAGGGGCUGGCGACAAGUGUCCGCGACCAGCACGAGCCACGCCAGCGCCACCAUUCUUGAAUCUUCCCUUCCGUCCUUCCUUCCUUCCUUCCUCCCUCCACCACCGACCCGACCCAACCCAACCAAACCGAAGAGACCCUCCACCGAAGUGCAACGAAGCCCACCCUCGUCCCCGAAAGGCGGCGAGCAACGCCGCGUGCUCCGCUUCCUCCUCCUCCCUCCUCCGCCCACCAGGGAAGAAUGAUAAUAUUCAAAUGGGACAAACAGUUGGUUCCGCUCAGUCUGAACUUGAUGCGAAGGAUGUGUCUAAAGAUGUCCAUAGCUCUGCAGGAAUCUCCGUUCCUUUUAACAUAAAGGAUAAGAAAGAAGGGGAAGAUGCAACACAGGGUGCACGCUUAGUGGAUCUUGAAACUUCUGGGGAUGUGAAUAUGGAAGCAUCGAUAAGCCCAGAUGAUCUUGCGCUGGAGGUCUUGGAGCAAGAGACGGCAUAAGUAGCUUUCUCCCAGUAGCAAGUGAUUCUACAGACUUUGAAGAAGCCUUACUCAAGGCCCGAGAUUACGAAGGACCACAGGGGGAUGUAUCAAGACCAAGUGUGGGCUGGACCGAAGGUACACAUUAGAAGCGUGAAAAAUAGAGUAGCUAUACCGGCAUGUGAUAAGUAACUAAUGAUAAAGCUUCUUUGAUUCCCGUUUUGUUCUUAUCUAGCAAGCUUUUGAAUUUACAUGUGGCACUUCUGGUUAUUUUAAGAAGGGUUACUUGAAAUGCACCUC
Syzygium oleosum is the source of this 1032-nucleotide messenger RNA. RefSeq lists its product as uncharacterized. The coding region runs from base 1 to 753 and encodes 250 amino acids. The transcript has 3 exons. The record is from RefSeq and is a predicted model, not a curated record. NCBI's taxonomy places the organism in Eukaryota, Viridiplantae, Streptophyta, Magnoliopsida, Myrtales, Myrtaceae.